Molecule: messenger RNA, 666 nt
Organism: Nicotiana attenuata
Lineage: Eukaryota; Viridiplantae; Streptophyta; Magnoliopsida; Solanales; Solanaceae
Product: serine/threonine-protein kinase AtPK2/AtPK19-like
Exons: 5
Coding region: 1-666 (221 amino acids)
Biological process (GO): protein phosphorylation
Molecular function (GO): protein kinase activity; ATP binding
Source: RefSeq, a predicted model, not a curated record
AUGAAAGUAGUUGGGCAGGGUGCAUUUGGGAAAGUGUAUCAGGUGAAUAGGAAGGGAACAUCAGAAAUUGAUGCAAUUAAGAUCAUGAGGAAUGAUAAGAUUAUGGAGAAGAACUAUGCUGAAUAUAUGAAAGAUGAGAGAGAUAUCUUGACAAAGAUUGAUCACCCAUUUGUUUUCCAGCUCAGAUACUCAUUCCAGACAAAAUAUAGACUUUACCUUGGGUUUGACUUCAUCAAUGGUGGGCAACUCUUUUUUCAGCUUUACCAUCAAGGCCUUUUCAGAGCGGAUCUGGCACGAAUAUAUGCAGCAGAAAUUAUACCAGUUGUGCCUCACCUCCCUGCAAAUGUCAUAAAUGCACAGGGAUCCCAAAUCGAAAAAUUUUUACCGGAUGUGGAUGAAUUAACUGGGAUACCUGACCCUCCAUCGCGAGAUUCGCUUGGAGUUCCUCCGCUGCCCGAAUUAGCGACUCCUGAACGUGUAUUCUCUAUGGUUGCGGUCUUGUUUGGAGGCGGAGUUGGUGGUAUAGUUGUUGAUCUGUUAGGUGAGUUGUCUCGGAAGUGUCGAGAGAAUUUUGAGGUGAAGGGCUUGGGGUGGCAUUCUCUUGUUGAUUCUGCUGGUUCAGCUGGUCUUGCUGGUUUUGUUGGUUUUGUUGGUUGUUGUCGUUAG